Molecule: messenger RNA, 2453 nt
Organism: Linepithema humile (Argentine ant)
Lineage: Eukaryota; Metazoa; Arthropoda; Insecta; Hymenoptera; Formicidae
Biological process (GO): regulation of transcription by RNA polymerase II
Cellular component (GO): nucleus
Molecular function (GO): DNA-binding transcription factor activity, RNA polymerase II-specific; RNA polymerase II cis-regulatory region sequence-specific DNA binding
Source: RefSeq, a predicted model, not a curated record
GAACUAGUUUUAAACAUCUGGCAUUGAGUAAUAAACGAGGAUAAUGAAAUCCAGAAUAAACUUACGAUUAGGGUUAGAUAUUGAAGUAAAGAAUUCAAUGAUGAACCUGAAGGAAUAUCGCAUUAUUACUUUCUGUGCACAUCAGUGAUUUUCUUCACAGGUACGUUUCUAGUGUGCGCAUAUCCGCCCGGGAUGCGCGCGCACAUAUCAGCCAUCUUCGGUACUUUCAUGCCUACUCGUAUUUUGGCGGUUAGUUGCACGCGGCACGCGUACGUAUGCGGCGGCGAAGAGGUCGCGCGUAUCAGUCUGGCAAUCAGCGGCGGUUGUUGUGUAGCGAAUGGCGAAAAAGUGCUCCGAGUGAGUGAGAAAGUGAAUUUGGAGAAGCAGAAAAUAUAUACGAGCGACCGGCGGCAGCGAGAAUGGCAUUCCACACACCGAAGCGGGAGUCGCGUCCUUCGAUGGAGUCGUUGGAUUGCAGCCCUCCGAUGUGCGACAUCGAGUUUUGCCCGUGGAACUGGGGUGAGGAUGUGCGCAACGUAAAUCUCAGCCCAGGCAGCUCGUGCUCCUCGCCUGAGUACAGAGAACACGGUGUAGGAGCGGGCGGCGGCGCCGGUUCUAGGGCGGGUGCAGGCACUGGCGCCGAGAGUCAUCGUCGUGGUCGGCCGCGCGCCGACGCUCUCACAAAUCUCAUGAAGCAAGGUAGCACAUCACCGAGCAACAUCAAGUGCACCUUUUGCCAUCGGGUGUUCCCGCGUGAGAAGAGCCUCCAGGCGCAUUUGCGCACUCACACAGGUGAACGUCCGUAUCCGUGCGAUUAUCCUGGAUGCACAAAGGCAUUUACUCAAUCAGGACAACUGAAGACUCAUCAACGACUGCAUACGGGAGAGAAACCAUUCUUAUGCACUACACCAGGCUGUGAAAUGAGAUUCACCCAUGCAAAUAGACAUUGCCCCGAGCAUCCCUAUGCCACACUUACAAGAUCGGAUGACUUUGUAUUAAAACCAGUGUCUGACAAUACGGAAGUGCCGCACGAUGUUAGCCGAUGGUUGGAACGUUACAAGAUGUCCAGGGAACGGGAGGACAGAACACCAACUGGGAAGAGUGAGACGCGGAAGAAGAAGACGUGGAAGAGCUCCGCCGAGAAUCAUAAGAGAAUAAAAUCCAGAAAAGGUCUGAUGAUGGACAUGACUGGAGAGCAGGAAAAUCUUGAUCGCAAACCAUCUAGCCAGCGACUGCACUGUGAGGAAAAUCAAGACAGCCAGGACAGUCAGGAUAGUCAGGAUAGUCAAGAGGACAGUCAGGACGAAGAUCCGGCGGAAACCUGCUGUGCGAUAUUGCCAACAUCUGAAGAUGAGGAAACAUCGAGCACGAAGUCAAUAAUGUUUAGGCAAGUAAAGUUGAGAGGAGCGUUGGAUCGACUACAACCAAAGAAGCGAUGGCUACGAAAUGCUUGUUUAGAUCAGCAAUUAGAUCUAAACAGGGACGCCAAACCCAACAGUGAGGCGUCCGUAUACAAGAUCGACGAGAAGCAAAGUCUGAUCGGAUCUGCCGAAUCAUCCGAGAUCCACCUGUACACGUCGUUCAUCGACAGUUCCGUCGCGAACAACGUGUGCAUAUCGACGGACAACGAACUUGCAACACCGAACGCACAAUUGGAAACCUCCUACGUCUCUCCUCCAAUAUGUUGGGACAUGAAUUGUAACAACGAAUCUCUGAAACCAGCACAGAGCAAUGAAUACAAAAUGAUGACGCAUUCUCUGAACCCGUCACAGUGGGACUUGCUACAGAGUAGUUUGCCAAAUAAUCAGAAUAUUUUUGAACCAAGUAUUAAAGAAUCGACGAUUACAACAAUUCAAGAUCCUGAAUCCAUUCAUUCGUACUUCGACUAUACGGAGCAGAUCGUUCAUAGAGUGACAACGAAUCAAGAUGCAUCAGCUAUAUCUCGCAUCAGUGAGAACGAGACUAGACCGACUGUACUGAUGCUGGCUGGUAGUUCAAGUAGUGGUAAAGAGAUUGUUGCAAAACCAUCCGCCGUAACGGACAUUGGUAGAACGGACGCAACAGUAGCCGAUGUUAACCAAGAGGACAAUAUAACCAAGUUACCGUUACAGGAAGAUAAUCAAAGGUUGCAAGGUGCUUUGGCGCUCAUAGAAUUGGCUACAGCGAAAAAGCAGAGAAAUUUAGAUGCCAAGCAUGAUGACGAAUGUAUUGUAAAUUCAGAAUUAUUAUCAUAGCCAUUUAUAGACUGUGAUUACUCGUUAUUGUAACUUUGUUAUUUUUAUACAAGAGGAACAACAAAUAAAGCUCCAGCACACUCAUGUAACGCAACCCUAUUUACCGGCAUAUGAAUGUAAAGACACAGUCUCUUAUUCUAAAACAUGUUCCAUUUUUUUUUCUUCCUUUGAUUAUAUUACUUUAACUCUUUAUUAUUAUAUGAUGUGAAUUGUGUUUUA